AUGGCCUACCAUCAGGCAGGAGGCUACGAUCCUCAAGGCCCUCCUCAAAGCGGCCCAUACCAUCAGCCGCCGCAUCACGACAGUGACGACGAGCAGGAGCACUCGUUGCUCGCCAACCCAGCGCACCCGUUCCAAGGUCCGUUCGACGAGCCCUCGAGCCGCUCGGGCACGCCUGGAGCACAUGGAUCAAAGGGAUACGAGCUAGAGGAGUCCUAUGUGGGCGCUCCUGGCACUGGUCAUGUGCCCCCGUACAAUGGUUACACAGAGUACAGUGGUACAUCACUCGAGGAUCCUGGAUACGGCCCGCCAGGUCGUACCGGGAGCCCGUACGAGAGGAGCGAGACGGGUAGCACAGAGGCAUGGAGACAGCGCCAGCAGCCAGGCGGAGCUGCCGGUGGCCUCAAGCGCAAUGCCACCCGUAAGGUCAAGCUGGUGCAGGGUGCGGUGCUGAGCGCCGACUACCCUGUGCCGUCAGCAAUCCAGAAUGCAGUGCAAGCAAAGUACAGAAAUGACUUGGAGAGCGGCAGCGAAGAGUUCACGCACUUGCGAUACACCGCGGCAACCUGCGACCCGAACGACUUCACUCUCAAGAAUGGAUAUAACCUCCGGCCCGCCAUGUACAACCGACACACGGAGCUGCUGAUUGCGGUGACGUACUACAACGAGGACAAGACGCUGACUGCCCGCACACUUCAUGGUGUCAUGCAAAACAUUCGCGAUAUCGUGAACAUCAAGAAGUCGGAAUUCUGGAACAAGGGUGGUCCUGCCUGGCAGAAGAUUGUGGUCUGUCUGGUGUUUGAUGGUAUCGAUCCCUGCGACAAGGGUACACUCGACGUGCUUGCAACCAUUGGUAUCUACCAGGACGGUAUCAUGAAGAGGGACAUUGAUGGCAAAGAGACAGUCGCCCACAUCUUUGAAUACACUACACAACUUUCCGUCACGGCGAACCAGCAGCUGAUCAGACCCUUGGACGACAGCCCAUCGACACUACCACCCGUACAAAUGAUGUUCUGUCUCAAGCAGAAAAACAGCAAGAAGAUCAACUCUCACAGAUGGCUCUUCACCGCUUUUGGACGCAUCCUCAACCCAGAAGUUUGCAUUCUGCUCGAUGCUGGCACGAAGCCCGGACACAAGGCCCUACUUGCGCUAUGGGAAGCAUUCUACAACGACAAGGACCUUGGUGGUGCUUGCGGUGAAAUUCACGCACUGCUCGGCAAGGGCUGGAAGAACCUCCUCAACCCGCUUGUGGCUAUCCAGAACUUCGAAUACAAGAUUUCCAACAUCUUGGACAAACCUCUGGAGUCAUCGUUCGGAUACGUGUCUGUGCUGCCGGGUGCGUUCUCUGCAUACAGAUUCCGCGCCAUCAUGGGCCGUCCUUUGGAACAGUACUUUCACGGAGAUCACACGCUUUCCAAACAGCUUGGGCCAAAGGGCAUCGAGGGCAUGAACAUUUUCAAGAAGAAUAUGUUCUUGGCCGAAGAUCGUAUCCUGUGUUUCGAGCUGGUAGCCAAGGCAGGAAGCAAGUGGCAUUUGACCUAUGUCAAGGCCUCCAAGGGAGAGACUGAUGUGCCAGAAGGUGCAGCCGAAUUCAUCGGCCAGCGCAGAAGAUGGCUCAACGGUUCUUUCGCUGCCACACUCUACUCCCUCAUGCAUUUCGGUCGGAUGUACCGUUCCGGACACAACAUCCUCCGCAUGUUCUUCUUCCAUCUUCAACUUAUCUACAACAUUGCCACCGUUACGUUGACGUGGUUCUCCUUGGCUUCCUACUACCUGACAACAACUGUGAUUAUUGAUUUGGUCGGCGUUCCCAGCAACAGCAACGAUAACCGAGCGUUCCCCUUUGGCAACACCGUCACGCCGUACGUGAACACCGUCGUCAAAUACGUAUACUUGGCAUUCCUCCUGCUGCAAUUCAUUCUUGCUCUCGGCAAUCGACCCAAAGGAAGCAGAUGGACCUACAUCACGUCAUUCUGCGUGUAUGCCCUGAUCCAGCUCUACAUCAUCGUCGACUCGUUUUACCUGGUGGUCCAUGCCUUCACCGGAGGACCAGGAUUCGAUACCGAUGGUACUGCGGCAGACUUUAUCAAAUCCUUCUUUGGCUCCACUGGACCCGGCAUCAUCAUCAUUGCACUUGCAGCCACCUUUGGUUUGUACUUUGUUGCCUCGUUCCUGUACCUUGACCCUUGGCACAUGUUCACCUCCUUCUUCCAGUACCUGUUGAUGAUGACCUCGUACAUCAACAUCUUGAUGGUUUACGCUUUCUCCAACUGGCRCGAUGUCUCCUGGGGUACCAAGGGUUCCGACAAGUCCGAUGCGCUGCCAUCCGCGACUACACAAAAGGGUGCGGACGGCAAAGCUACGGUGAUUGAAGAAGUCGAUCUUCCACAAGCCGAUAUCGACUCUCAAUUCGAACAAACCGUCAAACGGGCUCUGACACCAUACAUCRCUCCCAAGGAAGACACCAAGAAAACUCUGGAGGAUUCGUACAAGUCUUUCCGUACCCGUCUCGUGACUUUUUGGAUCUUCUCGAACGCCCUGCUCGCCGUCGCAAUCACAAGUGACACGUUUGACAAGUUUGGAUUCAGCUCAGGCGCCACCGACCGAACGGCAGGCUUCUUCCGCGCGCUCCUGUGGGCUACUGCGGCGCUGUCGUUUGUGCGGUUUUUGGGCUGCCUAUACUUCCUGUUCAAGAGCGGUCUGCUAUCGUGCUGUGCAAAGAGGUAG
Molecule: messenger RNA, 2724 nt
Organism: Ramularia collo-cygni
Lineage: Eukaryota; Fungi; Ascomycota; Dothideomycetes; Mycosphaerellales; Mycosphaerellaceae
Product: probable Chitin synthase G
Exons: 3
Coding region: 1-2724 (907 amino acids)
Cellular component (GO): cell septum; cell periphery
Molecular function (GO): chitin synthase activity
Source: RefSeq, a predicted model, not a curated record